GACGGCUCCGCGCCGCUGCCGCGCGUCCGGCUCGACGGGCCCUACGCGGCCCCGGCGCAGAGCGCGCUGUCCCGCCCGAUCCUCGUCGCGGUUGGCGCCGGCGUCGGCAUCACGCCCUUCCUCUCGCUGAUGUCCUCCCUCAUCUCCCUGAUCGAGGACAGCUCGGAGGCGGAGGAGCGGGCGCUGCCCCUAAAGGAGGCCCACUUCUUCUGGAUGACCCGCAGCGUCGACGAGUUCCUGUUCGGGAGGAAGCACUUCACCCGCAUCGCGCAGUCGGAUCGCUUGCGCCAGAAGGUCCACCUGCACCUGCACACGACCGCGCGCGAGGCAGAGGGCGACGCGGCCGCCUACCUCUUCCGGCAGGCGGUGAAGCGCCAGAGCAGGGCCGACAGGGCGGCGUUCCGCGAGGAGUUCGACGCCCAGAGGGUGCUCACGGCGCCGCAGCUGCCUUGGUGCUGGGUCAACAGGUCGGAGCUGGACGUGCUGUGGCUCAGCGACCUCACCACGGCGAGCCACGACGAGGGAGAGGCCGGCGCGCCCGAGCCAGCCGCCGAGGAUUGGGCCGGGCGCAGGGGGGGAGGGAUCGGGGCAGUCACGAGCGGCGAGCAUACGGUCGAGGAGCGCCCGCCCGACGCCAUGCCCAGCGCCAGGUCGCCGGGCCGCUCCGCCCCGCCGCCGCUCGAGGCGAGUCCGCGGGCGGACUCCCAGCAGACGGCCCUGCGCUCCGCAGCCAGCCUGGGGAGGCUCGGCGGGGCCGACAGUGCGGCCAGUCCAGGGGGCGGCGCGGCGCCGGCCGAGCCGCUGGUGCCGGUUGCGUUCGGCAGGCCCGACUUCGAGGCGGAGUUGAGGGCGAUCGGGAGGCAUUGGGGCUGCCAGGAGAAGGUCCACAUCUAUGUCUGCGGCAACGACGCCAUCGUGAAGGGUCUGAGGGGUACCGCCGAGGUCCUGAACGCGGAGGCGCGUGCGAACGCCAAGAAGGCGCUCCCGUCCUCCCAGAAGUUCGUCGUGACGUACGAGCGCUUCGGUUAG
Molecule: messenger RNA, 1029 nt
Organism: Prorocentrum cordatum
Lineage: Eukaryota; Dinophyceae; Prorocentrales; Prorocentraceae
Source: the annotation of a GenBank genome assembly